Molecule: messenger RNA, 684 nt
Organism: Fraxinus pennsylvanica
Lineage: Eukaryota; Viridiplantae; Streptophyta; Magnoliopsida; Lamiales; Oleaceae
Source: the annotation of a GenBank genome assembly
AUGCCGAGAAAAGGGAUGAGGUGUUUGUUAUUUUCACCGAAAGUAUCUACUUCUUCUUCUUCUCCUUCGCCAUCGCCAUCGCGAUCGCGAUUUGGAUUCUCGCCAGCUAGGCCGAGUUUUUCGGAGUCAGUGAUGAAUCGAACUCUGGAAAUGGCUGAGCCUAUAAUCAUGAAAUGGGACCCAGAAUCAUCCACUUUUGCCAAGGUUACUUCUUUAUUUUACGAUAAUCGCAAGGAAGCAAUAGAUUUCAUCAAGUGGGUGAGAAAUCUACAAAAGGCUAUGAAACUUUUCAUCACGGGAAACUCUAAUUCAGAAAAAAUAGUCCGUGCGCAAAAUUUGAUGCAGAUUGCCAUGAAAAGACUCCAGAAGGAGUUUUAUCAGAUAUUGUCCAUGAAUCGAGCACAUUUGGAUCCUGAAUCGGUUUCCACACGGUCCUCGAUUACCUCGAUUCAUUCGAGCGUAUCAGAUUUUUAUGAUGAGGACGAUGAUGAUGAUAUCAGGAAUGUGAACGAGUCAAUAACAGAAGUAGAAGACGCCUCAAGUAUUGCAAUGGCAGAUUUAAAAUUAAUUGCCGAUUGUACACAAAAUGGAUUGGAAUGCUCUGGAAUUGAGAAUCAAUCAUUGGCUCAAUGCAGUGAGAACUGCAGUGAAGACUCUAUUCAAUGGAGAAAGAAUCCUCUGUGA